Molecule: messenger RNA, 7751 nt
Organism: Microcebus murinus (gray mouse lemur)
Lineage: Eukaryota; Metazoa; Chordata; Mammalia; Primates; Cheirogaleidae
Source: RefSeq, a predicted model, not a curated record
CCUGCCUCAGCCUCCCCGAGUAGCUGGGACUACACUGUGCCUGGCUGGAAUCUUCAUUUUUAUGAGCAGCCCAGGAGGCUGUAAGGCAGGGUUCUUGGAGCACACUUUAAGCAACACUGCAGUAAGGACUAGAAAUCACACAUUGAAUGCUUAGCAGAAUACCUGGGUGUUUGGUAGGUGCUUGGUGAGUGUUUGCUGAGUGAAUAAAUGAACAGAUGACUGGAUGGAAAACCUUAUUUCCUUGUUCCUUGUCUGGCCUGGGGAAGUGGGACUGGGGUCCAGGUGUGUGGCCAAUCAUCUGGUUCUUGCCUCCCCGCAGGACCCACCUAGAGGGUCAGCCUUUGGAUUGCAGGAGCUGCAUUGGCCUGACUCACCCGCUAUGGAGGACGUGGCUGGGAAUGUCCCAUGUGAACGCUUUGAGGCCAAUGUGCUUACCCAGAGCCGCUGUCAAAACUGCUUCCACCCUGAGGAGGCCCACGGAGCAAGGCACCAGGAGCUCAGGAGCCCUUCCAGUGCUGAAGUGCCCUACUGCGACCUGCCCCGAUGCCCGCCUGCUCCUGAGGACCCGCUCAGCACCUCAAUCUCCGGCUGCCAGUCUGUGGGGGACCUGGGCCUCAGGCCGGGGCCCAAGAGGGGCCUAUCCACAUCGGCAGGGCUCCCCAAAGAGGGCCCCACAGCCGCCCCCAGAAACAGGAGCUGGGAGCUCGAGGCAGUGCCCUAUCUGGAGGACCUGACCUCCUCCCCUUGUGGCAGCUGCAACGAGGGCCCCAACUCUGACGCCAGCUCCAGCCCUGACUGCGACACCCCUGAUGGUACCAGCGACUCGUCCUCUGUGGACUGGGACGCUGUCAAGAGGCGGGAGGAGACCCCCAGCUGGGACAAGCUCACCACCAUGAUCCCGCGGAGGCUGCAGGAGGGGCCGAGAGCUGACAGUGCCCAAAGGGCUCCCUCUCUCCCCACCAGGUCGCCUGCCGGGGGAGACACUGCAGCCCAGAGGAAGGAGGACGCCGGUGGUGGGAGCCGGAGCGCAGGACAGCACUGGGCGAAGCUCCGUGGAGAAAGCGGGUACUUCUCCUUGGAGCGGCACCGGGCAGCACUGACCCCGGCUUCCUCCAUGACACCACAGAGCAGGCCUCAAAGUGCCACCCCCCAGGCUUCCUCUGCCCAGAGGGACAUUGCCCAGGCGUUCUCCACACAACGCAGUACACCCCGAGCCUCCUCUCCUGCCCGAAUCACCCAAAGGGACAAUCCCAGGACAUCAUCCACCCAACAGGACACCCCCAGGGCCUCUCAGUACAGCCCCAGAGCUUCCUCUCCCUCAAGAAUGACCCAACGGGACAACCCCAGAACCUUAUCUACCCAACGAAACAAUCCUCAACUUUCCUCUCCCCCCAGAGCCACCCAGCAAGACAAUCCCAGAACCUCUUCUGCCCAACAGGACAACCCCCAAUCUUCUUUUCCUGCUUGUACUCCCAAACGGGAAAACCCAAGAGCAUCUUAUGCCCAACGGGACAAUCCCAGAUCCUCUUCUCCCAACCGAACCACCCAACGGGCUUUUCCUGCUUGUACUCCCAAACGGGAAAACCCAAGAGCAUCUUAUGCCCAACGGGACAAUCCCAGAUCCUCUUCUCCCAACCGAACCACCCAACGGGAAACCCCCAGAACCUUCUGUGCCCAACAGCACAAUCCCAGAUCCUCAUCUCCCAACAGAACCACCCAAUGGGAAAACUCCAGAAAAUCCUGUACCCAAAGGGACAAUCCCAGAGCCCUUUCUCCCAACAGAACCACACAACAGGAAAACCCCAGAAAAUCAUGUGCCCAAAGGGACAACCCCAGAUCCUCUUCUCCCAACAGAACCACCCAACAGGAAAACCCCAGAAAAUCAUGUGCCCAAAGGAAUAACCCCAGAGCCUCUUCUCCCAACAGAACCACCCAACAGGAAAACCCCAGAACAUCCUGUGCCCAACAGGACAACCCCAGAGCCUCUUCUCCCAACAGAAUCACCCAACGGGAAAACUCCAGAACAUCCUGUGCCCAAAGGAACAACCCUAGAGCCUCUUCUCCCAACAGAACCACACAACAGGAAAACCCCAGAACAUCCUGUGCCCAACAGGACAACCCCAGAGCCUCUUCUCCUAACAGAACCACCCAACGGGAAAACCCCAGAACCUUCUGUGCCCAACAGGACAAUCCCAGAUCCUCUUCUCCCAACAGAACCACCCAAUGGGAAAACUCCAGAAAAUCCUGUACCCAAAGGGACAAUCCCAGAGCUUCUUCUCCCAAUAGAACCACCCAACAGGAAAACCCCAGAACCUUCUGUGCCCAACAGGACAAUCCCAGAUCCUCUUUUCCCAACAGAACCACCCAACGAGAUAACUCCAGAACAUCCUGUGCCCAACGGGACAAUCCCAGAGCCUCCUCUCCCAACAGAACUGCUCAACGGGACAACUCCAGAACUUCUUGUAUCCAAAAGAACACCCCCAGAUCCUCUUCUACCCAACGAGACAAUCCUAAAACCUCUUAUACCAAAUGGGAUAACCUCAGAACUGCUUGUACCCAACGGGACAACCCACGUGCCUCUUCCUUUAAACGGGACAACCCUAGAACCUCCUCCCCUCAAUGCUGCACCCAAAAGGACAAUCCCAGACCAUCAUCUCCCCAUCGCUCUGCUCAACGAAACAACCCCAGGCCUUCCUCUCCCCACCGUACUAACAAAGACAUCCCCUGGGCCUCCUUCCCCCUCCGGCCAACUCAGAGUGAUGGCCCUCGAACCUCUUCCCCAUCUCGCUCUAAGCAAAGCGAGGUUCCCUGGGCAUCCAUUGCCCUCCGGCCAACCCAAGGUGACAGGCCUCAGACCUCAUCUCCCACUAGACCAGCCCGGUGUGACCCACCCCAGUCCUCUGGCCCCACUCAGCACAACUCGCUGUCCCGGGCCACCUCUUCCUCCCACAACCCAGGCCAGCAGAGUGCCUCUCGGACCUCCUCACCUCUGCACCCCGCUCCCCAAGCUGCUCCCCAGACCUCUCCUGAGCCCUCCCAGCCUGCGUGUGCUGUGUGCAUCGGGCACCGGGAUGCCCCUCGAGCCUCUUCGCCUCCUCGUUAUUUGCAACACGACCCCUUCCCCUUCUUCCCAGAACCCCGUGCACCCGAGAGUGAAUCACCCCACCACGACCCCCCCUAUGUACCACCUGCUGUGUGCAUUGGACACAGGGAUGCCCCCCGGGCAUCCUCACCCCCCCGCCAUACCCAGUUUGAUCCCUUCCCCUUCCUCCCAGACACAUCAGAUGCCUCUGAGAACCAGUCCCCCCAACAUGAACCUCCCCAGUUCCCCCCACCUGUGUGCAUCGGGUACCGAGAUGCACCCAGGGCCUCCUCGCCCCCACGCCAGGCCCCAGAGCACUCCCUGCUGUUCCAGGAUCUCCCCAGGGCCAGCACUGAGAGCCUGGUCCCUUCCACGGACUCUCUGCAUGAGCCCCCCCACAUCCCAACUCCUGUGUGCAUUGGGCACCGGGAUGCACCCUCCUUCUCGUCCCCACCACGCCAGGCUCCUGAGCCCUCCCUCUUCUUCCAGGACCCCCCUGGGACUAGUAUGGAGAGCCUGGCCCCCUCCACGGACUCUCUGCAUGGCUCCCCGGUGCUGAUCCCCCAAGUGUGCAUCGGGCACCGGGAUGCACCUCGAGCCUCCUCCCCGCCCCGCCACCCGCCCAGCGAUCUAGCGCUCCUGGCACCCUCACCUCCACCAGGGAGCUCCGGGGGCUCCCGGGGCUCAGCGCCCCCCGGGGAGACCAGGCACAACUUGGAGAGGGAGGAGUACACUGUGCUGGCCGACCUGCCACCACCCAGGAGGCUGGCCCAGAGAGAGCCAGGGCCCCAGGCACAGUGCAGCAACGGCGGCCGCACCCGCAGCCCAGGCCGGGCAGAGGUGGAGCGCCUCUUCGGGCAAGAGCGCAGGAAGUCCGAGGCACCGGGGGCCUUCCAGGCCCGGGACGAGGGACGGUUGCAGCGGCCCAGCCAAGGUCAGAGCCAACUUCUCCGAAGACAGUCCAGCCCUGCCCCCAGCAGGCAGGUGACCAAGCCCCCUGCCAAACAGGCAGAACCAGCCCGGCGGAGCCGAGCAGAGCCCCCUCAUCACAGGAGUCCUGAGAGGCAGUCUGAGGGGGACCGGCGGCUCCAGGGGUCCUCGCUGUCCCCCAGGAUAUCAGCUAGGCCCCCUGAGAGGGAGCCGAGGACAGAGAGACCUCCAGAGAGUGGCCGAGCAGGCCCAAGGCAGCCUCUGGGGGGGUGGCAGAGUCAGGAGGAACUGCCAGGGUCCAGGUGCCCUCACAGGCCCAGGGAGCGGAGCUGGAGUGGCCAGGAGGGCCGGGGCCCUGGAGGCUGGCAAGGACGUGGGGAGCCCAAUCUGGGGGCUGCCAGAGCCUCGGAGGAUUCAUGGAGAGGACCUCCGAGGGAGUGUAGGGAGAGCUGGGGGCAGUCAGAGGCCUGGGGGGAGCCCCCCAAGGAGCCAGCCCGGAGGGCCUGGGGCAGCCUGCAGGAGCUAUCCAGUCCCCACCAGCCUGUGAGCCCCCCAGAAAACUCCUGGGCAGGGCCAGCAGAGUUCUCACACCCCCGGCAGCCUGAGCCAGCCACUGCCAUGGACUGGGGGGCAGAGGGAGCGUGCCCACACCCGCACGGCCCUGAGCGGCAGCCUGAGCUCGACUGGACUGACCUGCUGGGCCUUCUCCGCGCCCCUGGAGAAGGCACGUGGGCCCGUCUCCCGAGGUUGGACUGGGAAGGCCUCCUCGAGCUCCUGCAGGCCCGGCUGCCCCACAAGGACCCUGCUGGACGCCGGGGUGACCCGGCCAAGGCUUCGGGGCCAGAGCCAGGUACCCCAGACACAAAGGGUGCCCUGGAGCAAGAGCAACACAGCCAGCCUGAAGGUUGGGUUGAGGCCACCAUAGUCAAUGGACACAGCCCGGAGCUGCCCAGCCCUGCCUACACCUCCACCCAGUGGCCAAAGACCAAAGUGACAGGUGGACCAGAGACCUCAACUGUGGCCAGCCCCAGACGGCCCAGCUUGCCAGAGCUGGAGUUCCAGCCAGAGGAGCCUGAGGACUCAGAACCAAGCAGAGGCCAAGACUUCCUGACUGAGCAGAAGCAGGCAGACUCGGCAGACAAGAGGCCAGCAGAGGGCAAGGCUGGGAGUCCACUCAAGGGCCGACUGGUGACCUCAUGGCGGAUGCCCGGGGACCGGCCCACGCUGUUCAAUCCGUUCCUGCUGUCUCUGGGGGUCCUCAGGUGGCAAAGGCCCGAUCUGCUCAACUUCAAGAAGGGAUGGAUGUCCAUCUUGGACGAGCCUGGAGAGCCUCCCUCCCCCUCGCUCACCACCACCUCUCCUUCGCAGUGGAAGAAGCAUUGGUUUGUGCUGACGGAUUCAAGCCUCAAGUAUUACAGAGACUCCACCGCUGAGGAGGCCGAUGAGCUGGAUGGCGAGAUCGACCUGCGUUCCUGCACGGACGUCACCGAGUACGCGGUGCAGCGCAACUAUGGCUUCCAGAUCCACACCAAGGACGCUGUCUAUACCUUGUCGGCCAUGACCUCAGGCAUUCGGCGGAACUGGAUCGAGGCUCUCAGGAAGACUGUGCGUCCAGCUUCAGCCCCAGAUGUCACCAAGCUCUCGGACUGUAAUAAGGAGAACUCGCCGCACAGCUACGGCACCCAGAAGGGCCCCCUGAAGGCGGGGGAGCAGCGGGCGUGCUCCGAGGUCAUCGGCCGGGGCGGCCCUCGGAAGGCAGAUGGGCAGCGGCAGUCCUUGGACUACGUGGAGCUCUCCCCGCUGACCCAGGGCUCCCCGCAGCGGGCCCGCACCCCAGCCCGAACUCCUGACCGCCUGGCCAAGCAGGAGGAGCUGGAGCGGGACCUGGCCCAGCGCUCCGAGGAGCGGCGCAAGUGGUUUGAGGCCACAGACAGCAGGGCCCCCGAGGUCCCCGCUGGUGAGGGGCCACGCCGAGGCCUGGGCGCCCCCCUCACCGAGGACCAGCAGAGCCGGCUCAGCGAGGAGAUCGAGAAGAAGUGGCAGGAGCUGGAGAAGCUGCCCCUGCGGGAGAACAAGCGGGUGCCGCUCACUGCCCUGCUCAACCAAAGCCGCGGGGAGCGCCACGGGCCCUCGAGUGACAGCCACGAGGCGCUGGAAAAGGAGGUGCAGUCUCUUCGGGCACAGCUGGAGGCAUGGCGUCUCCGAGGGGAGGCUCCUCAGAACGCACCUAGAUCCCUGGAGGACGGCCACACCCCGCCAGGCUACAUCUCCCAGGAGGCGUGCGAGCGCAGCCUGGCAGAGAUGGAGUCCUCGCACCAGCAGGUGAUGGAGGAGCUGCAGCGGCACCACGAGCGGGAGCUGCAGCGGCUGCAGCAGGAGAAGGAGUGGCUCCUGGCCGAGGAGACGGCGGCCACCGCCUCAGCCAUUGAAGCCAUGAAGAAGGCCUACCAGGAAGAGCUGAGCCGGGAGUUGAGCAAAACACGGAGCCUCCAGCAGGGCCCAGAUGGCCUCCGGAAGCAGCACCAGUCAGAUGUGGAGGCGCUGAAGCGGGAGCUGCAGGUGCUAUCGGAGCAGUACUCCCAGAAGUGCCUGGAGAUCGGGGCCCUGACGCGGCAGGCUGAGGAGCGUGAGCACACGCUGCGGCGCUGCCAGCAGGAGGGCCAGGAGCUGCUACGCCACAACCAGGAGCUGCAUGCCCGCCUGUCAGAGGAGAUCGACCGGCUGCGCAGCUUCAUCGCUUCCCAGGGCAACGGCUGUGGGCGCAGCAACGAGCGGAGCUCCUGCGAACUGGAGGUGCUGCUGCGAGUGAAGGAGAAUGAGCUUCAGUACCUGAAAAAGGAGGUGCAGUGCCUCCGGGAUGAGCUGCAGACCAUGCAGAAGGAUAAGCGCUUUGCCUCGGGAAAGUACCAGGAUGUCUACGUGGAGCUGAACCACAUCAAGACUCGAUCGGAGCGGGAGAUCGAGCAGCUGAAGGAGCACCUGCGCCUCGCCAUGGCCGCCCUGCAAGAGAAGCAGUCGGUGCGCAACAGCCUGGCUGAGUAGAGGUCCUCGUGGUCCGCCCAGCUGCACGCCCUCCAGCGCGAGAGGCCCGGCACCCUCCUUCCCUGCGGGAUGGACAUCAGAAGCCAAGCUUUCCCCACCCUCUGUGGGCCACACGUUCACUCACACCCACCACACACACACACACACACACACGUAUGUACACACACACACACACACACACUCUGCAUAUCUGAGCGCGCCCCUCGCACUGGGUCUUACCUUGCACCUUCUUCAGGAUUUUAUAUGUGAAGAGAUUUUUAUAUAGAUUUUUUUCCUUUUUUUUCCCAAAACACUUUAUACUUUUAAAAAAAAAGCAAUUCCUGGUGGCCAUGUGCCUCCAACCCUGGCUCCCGCUCUGUCUCCAGCCACCUUCUGCUUGGACUUCGGGGCUGGUGGCCUGUCCCCAAGGGUCUGGCAGGGGCCCAGGCAGCGGCCACGGUGGUUUGUCUCUGGUGGGGAGAGGCAGGGAGCCAGGCACCCUCUUCCUACCCUACCUCCUACUAACACUUCCACCCUGAAUGGACUCAUACCCUGGGACUCUGGACAGAGGGACAGAUGGACAGAGGGAGCCAGCAGCUGUACCCAUGGCCCCACCUCUGAGGAGGGUGUGCUGGGCAUGGAACUCCUGGAGCCACCCGUGAAGGCACUUCUCUCCUGUCCCAUGAACCUUCUUAACUUAAUAAAAUGUUCCAGCAGC